AUUCCCCGUUUCUAUUUUUAGACAGCCCAGUGAACUAUUUUUAAAUUGUGUAUUUUCCUAGAAUACUUUUGGACGCUAUAUAAGUCGGUGUUGUGAAUAUACUGUUGGUCAUUUGGAUGUGGAUCUAUUAGAAUAAAAACAAAUAUGGAACAUCAUAGAUAUUGUAGCGAAAAAUCAGGGGAUAUGAAAUACAACUCCCCUGAUCAAAAGUUAUUUCUAGAAAAAUUCUUAAAAGGCGUUGACAUCAAAUUUGAUUUGAUGUGUUUUAGUUGCUGCUUAGCCUUUUUGCAAAGAGAUCGGGGUUACAUUUGCGAACAAAAAGAGUUUGAAAAUGUUUCUUACCAGGGGAUAAAUAAGGAAAAUAUAACUGAAGCUGAACUAAAGAUGCCAUCUAAACCAGCAAAAAAUCCACAGAUUCAAAUUGAGCCUUUGGAAGAAGACAAGAUUGGUCUAAAGAAAGGAGCCCGAUCUGUCGAAAAUGGUAGAACCUACCAGGCGUAUCACAAUAGUAUAGGAGCUAUGGGCGUAAUUCAAAGUGGAUUUUCACGCUUGGAGAGUAUCGAUAUACGCAAAGCAACUUCCAAUGAAGUUGUAAAUUUAAGGCUGUCCUACGAGGAUGCUACCCUAGUUGAAAUUCACAGAAGGCUAAACAGCAUCGAUUCACUCAGUGGAGGAAUUAUAAAAGGUUAUUUGGGAAUCAAAAAAUACACAAGCAGACCAUUAGGUAAAGGAGACAUUAGACACUAUUUCCGGCCAAAACAAGAACCAGGACAGGAAGGAUUGAACGAGCAAUAAAAGAGAGAACCAAUAUAUCAGAUACGAAAAUGAAUGGACAUGGAGGUAAACAAGGACGCCUCAAAGCGGAGUUUUUCCUCGCAAGAGAGCACAAAACUGUUACGAACAAAGCCAGCAAAUGACGUCACUAGGCGUCUCCAUACAAGAUUUUAUUAGUCCAGUUUGGGCCCCCAGAGGAGCAAAAGAGAUUGAAAACAUGAAACAAAAAAAAGAAAAGGAUCCAAAUGAUAGAAAAAACUUGAUCAUACAUAUAAUGAGAGCAUUGCGUUAUAUCUAUAUAGUCAUUAAAAAUCUAUCUACAAGAGAUAUACUGAAUUUACAUAAUGUGUAUGUUAUAAUAAUACAUGUCGAUAUUAGUCAUAUAACUGGAAGACAUACAUAUGUAUACAUAUGCAUAUCAAGGAACAAAAAUAAUUUAAUUUUUUAUUAGUUGAGCUAGGUUGUCAAGGUAUCUAGCAAGUGAUCUUAGAAUGUCACUAUGUCAGGGUCUACAAGUACGCUAAAAUGAGGACAUACAAGGAGAAAAUGAAUUUCCUGAAUCUCAUUAUCAGCACAAAGGGAACAGAUUCGUUCAUCUGUAGGUAUUUUUUGAUAUCGUGCAAUUUCAAGCCCGUGACUCGCCUGCUUUGCGCAGUCGUUAGAGCGUCUGCUCUAGAGUCGUGAAGUGACGGUCAGUCGAUCCUUACGUUGCGGGUUCGAAUCCCACUUUGUGACGUAGAGACCGUAUAAACCCAGAUCCUGUCUCGCAGUAGGUGUUGACACGGAAAAGACCCCUCCCUGCUCAAUGGUCCUGAGUGCCGAGCAAGGUCAAAGUUGGUAGCUCUCCAACAGCAAGUGUUGGCGUCUCCAUAUGAGUGAAAAAUUCUCGAUAGGGACUUUAAACAACAUACAAUCAAUCAAUCUAAGCCCAUGAGCUGAUAUUCUUAAUCUUGUUAGAACCAUAAUUUAAGUGUAGAAUUCUCUUGGGAGGAACACAUUACUUUCAUUAUGCAUACCAACUCGCUCAUUAACGAAUUAUCCUCUCACCAUGCCAACUUUUACAUUUAUAUUGUAAAGAAUCUGUAUGUUUAAUUUAUUUGUAUUUAUGUUGGCUGAAUAAAAACGAAUUGAUAAAGUACUGACUCUAUGCUAUGUUGUUUAUUUGUAUAAAUAUAUCGGCAACUUGUUGUGCCCAUGUCAAUAAAUAUAAUACACAAAUGACCAAUUCAAUUCUCUUU
Saccostrea cuccullata (small rock oyster) is the source of this 2012-nucleotide messenger RNA. RefSeq lists its product as uncharacterized. The record is from RefSeq and is a predicted model, not a curated record. The transcript is spliced from 2 exons. Bases 145 to 795 code for a protein of 216 amino acids. NCBI's taxonomy places the organism in Eukaryota, Metazoa, Mollusca, Bivalvia, Ostreida, Ostreidae.